AUGAACUACCCAACGAUCGCAACCGUUGCUGGGCAACAAGAUAGGAGGCUGCCGGUCUUUAUCCCAAGUCUCGUCAAUUACCCUCCUAUCUAUUACCAGCCUCCUGCGUACUUUUCCUCGGGAAUGUACAGAGAAGCCCCUAUUACUGCAUCAGCAAGCAAUGCCAGUACCAACGCCAACAUGAACCGGCUUGUCAACACCAAGCUCUGCAGCCGCUACCUCUCCAAAGGAUACUGCAAGAGAAGAGACUGCACCUUUGCUCACUCUGUCGAAGAACUGCGGCCAGUCCCAGACCUGAGGUGCACCAAGUGGUGCCGCUUCGUCUUCUUUGGCCUGAACUGCAACGACUCGCGUUGCCCUUAUGCUCAUUCGAAAGAGGAGUUACAGCCCCAGCCAGACGAAUUUAAGACAACUGUAUGCAGAUUUGCUAAACGCGGAAAGUGUCUGAAUGGAGAGUACUGCAGGUUCCUCCAUUUGCCACAAGAUAGGCAGCAGCUGAACCACCAAGGAAAACGCGCAAAUUGGCGCGCCAAUCGUCCGGCUGGUCGUCGCGUUGGUGAAGACCUGACUAUUAUUCCUCUUCCAAAUACGGAAGCGGAACGGGAAAUUACCGUCUCUCAGGGGGAAGUUGAAGUCUCCGCUCCUCCUUCUACGCCUGCGUCAUCAGUAGCUGCGUCCGCUGGUGCGAACAUGAACAUAGAAGCGCGCCCAAGAUUGGUCAACCGUUCACGCCCCACUCGUCAAUUCGCGGAAAUCUACCAGUCCAGUGAAGCCGAGGACAUGCCCCAGGAACCAAUGCCGACCAACCCCGCCAGCAGAUUUCCCAAGGGAGCCAUACUCGUACCCAACAGUCUCUCACGCGACACUACUAGGGACGAACUCCACGCCUCAGUCGAAACGACGCUAAACAGUGGAGAUCCAAAUUGA
Eimeria tenella is the source of this 927-nucleotide messenger RNA. RefSeq lists its product as uncharacterized. Lineage: Eukaryota; Apicomplexa; Conoidasida; Eucoccidiorida; Eimeriidae. The record is from RefSeq and is a predicted model, not a curated record. The transcript has 3 exons. Gene Ontology annotation, molecular function: mRNA binding; metal ion binding. Bases 1 to 927 code for a protein of 308 amino acids.